AAGUAAUUUUCUCUUCAAAAUGUAAACUUUAUUUGUUUUUUGGGGCUGAGACUUGUGAAAUCAGUCUAGUACUUUCAUUUAUAUUUGUGUUUUUAAAAUACAUGGGAGAAUGUGUGACAGUACAGGUACAUUUUUGAAUUAUUAUUUUUACAGUGUAUGUGUAAAUCCUCGUGCAUUCUGUGCUGCUGGUGGCAGGUGUCCACAAUAAAUGUCAGUGAUUCAUUCAGUGAUCAUCCUCCUGCUGUCACUGCUUUCCAGGCAUCUGGUCAGCAGAGCGAACGUGCAGCUUCUGCUUUUUAUUGCUAAAAUUGCGAGUGAAACCUCAGCUGUGCUCGUUUCUCCCCUCCCUAGCUGUGGUUCUGGAUGAGAUUCACGGUUUGUUGCGGGUUUCUUCUCUCAGCUGAUGGUGACGUAGCUGCGCGCCUUUCACCGAGUCCGUCUGUGUGACUUUUAGAAUCGGGGGGCGGAUGGCUGUAGGGCGCAACCAUUUCACACCUCCACGGCGUGAGAAGCAGGCACGGGAUUAAUAUUAAUUACCGGAGGAUGACAGUCCACGGAGGGAACUCGGCUCCGGAUCCCGCUGCUGCUGCUUCUGCGAGAUCCACAAAGUGACGCGCAGGAGACGAGCCGCGGUCAUUCCGACGGUGCGCAAAGUCCGGCGCACAGCGGUGGCAAGUUGAAAAAUAAAAAGCCGAAAAGCCACACAGCUGAGCGCGUUUCUGACCACAACUUGGUGUUACAUCGCAGCAGAAGAAGAGGAGACGGUAGCAGGCGGGGAGGCUUUACGGCAGCCGGAGAUUUUUCCUGCGCAGCGGAGAGGAGAAGAGGAGGAGGAGGAGAGCGCUGAUUCACGGCUUGCAGGAGGAGGGAGAGCCGCCGCGGAGAUCCGUCCGUAGCGAGCCUUUAAAAAUAAUUUUUAAAAAAACCACCCUGACCCCACAGCCUCCCACCCCCCUCCUCCCCCAUCUCCUCCCUCGUCAUUGACAGCGCUGCGACCCGGUCAGUCCGUCAGACGGGGAGGAUCUGGGGAGGAGGGCGCCGAGGCAGCGGAGAGGACGAAAGGCGAAUCACCUCUGGCCGGUUCGAUCCAAAAACGCCGAUACCGAGCGGGGCUGCUGCUGGAGGAGGGGGGGAGACCUGCCUCUCCGUGCAUGAGGACGCUUCUUCCACUGGGGGAUUUGUUUUUGUUAUUUUUAUUUUUCAUUUAUAGGAGCACGUUAGACUGACACGGCGAGGUGAUCUGGAGACGGUCGGCGCGGCGACAACAACGAUAUCAACAAUAAUAACAAUAAAAGGGGGCGGACGGGAGAUAUUUUGCAGCCUCUACAUUUUCGAAAAACUCCCCGGAAUACAAAUCCAGGUGGUGGGUGGAGAAAAGAACAGCCCAGUGCUGGAUCCCAGAGGGACUGUCAGUGUGGUUAGGACCCUUGAGACGAAGGAGGGUGCAUGGAGGGUUCAAGGCCUGUAAAACUAGGGUCGCCAGCCUGCCUCUGGUUGGGGCUGGUCUCCGUGGCUGUAGCCUUCCUUUGCACAGAGGCCCGGACCACUCCGAGCCCUCUGGUCAGCCCCAGCAAUGCCACCUGUAGGGGGAACUCAAAGUGUCACACAGGGAUCAUCCUGCCCAUCUGGUACCCCGAGGAUCCCUCCAUGGGGGACAAGAUUGCAAGGGUCAUUGUAUAUUUCGUGGCAUUGAUCUACAUGUUUCUCGGAGUAUCCAUCAUUGCUGACCGCUUCAUGGCAGCCAUUGAGGUCAUCACUUCCCAAGAGAAGGAGAUCGUCAUCAAAAGGCCCAAUGGGGAAACGACCACCACCACAAUCCGGGUGUGGAAUGAAACGGUCUCCAACCUCACCCUCAUGGCCUUGGGCUCGUCUGCCCCCGAGAUCAUGCUUUCUGUAAUCGAAGUUUGUGGACAUGAAUUCAAAUCCGGCGAGCUCGGGCCCUCCACAAUUGUAGGCAGCGCAGCCUUCAAUAUGUUUGUCAUCAUUGGCCUUUGUGUGUCUGUCAUUCCACAAGGAGAGGUACGCAAGGUCAAGCACCUCAGAGUGUUCUUCAUCACUGCAGGCUGGAGUAUCUUUGCUUACAUCUGGCUCUACAUGAUCCUGGCUGUGUUUUCUCCAAAUGAAGUCCAGGUCUGGGAGGGUCUAGUCACACUGGCCUUCUUCCCGAUAUGUGUAAUCCUUGCCUGGGUGGCAGACAGACGACUGCUCUUCUACAAGUUCAUGCACAAGAAGUAUCGCACUGACAAACACCGGGGUGUCAUCAUUGAGACCGAAGCCGAACGCUCCAAGGGGAUUGAGAUGGACGGCAAGAUGGUCAACUCCCACUUCAUGGAUGGGGGUGCCACCAGCAAUCUGAUCGGUCUGAUGGAGGGCAAAGAGGUGGACGAGUCCCGACGAGACAUGAUCCGCAUCUUGAAGGACCUGAAGCAGAAGCACCCAGAGAAAGAGCUGGAUCAGCUGGUCGAGAUGGCCAACUACUACGCUCUGUCGCACCAGCAAAAGAGCCGUGCCUUCUACCGGAUCCAAGCUACACGCAUGAUGACGGGCGCCGGAAACAUCCUGAAGAAACACGUCGCAGAGCAAGCGAAGAAGAGUGCCAGCGUGCAGGAGGUGCAUGUGGAGGAACCAGAAGAGUAUGUGUCUCGGAUUGCUUUUGAGCCCGCUGUCUAUCAGUGCCUCGAGAACUGUGGCGCCGCCAUUCUGACCAUCACCAGAAAGGGUGGCGACAUAAACAAGACGAUCUACGUGGAUUAUAAGACGGAGGAUGGUUCGGCCAACGCUGGGGCCGACUACGAGUUCACAGAGGGGACGGUGGUGUUCAAACCGGGAGAGAUGAUCAAGGAAAUUAGCAUCGGAAUCAUAGACGACGACAUCUUUGAAGAAGAUGAGCACUUCUUUGUUCGUAUCAAUAAUCUGCGAGUCCUGGAAACUGAGGACGAAGUGCUGUCGCCCAACAGUCUGCCGUAUCCGAAGGCCAUGCUGGGAUUCCCCACUGUGGCCACCGUGACCAUCCUGGACGACGAUCAUUCGGGCAUCUUCACCUUCGAGAGCAACUCGGUCCACAUCAGCGAGAGCAUCGGCAUUAUGGAAGUGAAAGUGCUGAGGACUUCUGGAGCGAGAGGGACGGUCAUUGUGCCUUUUCGCACGAUGGAGGGACUCGCCAAAGGAGGCGGGGAGGACUUCGAAGACACCUACGGCGAGCUGGAGUUCAAAAACGACGAGACCUGCAAACUCAUUCACGUGAAAAUAAUUGACGAUGAGGAGUAUGAGAAAAACAAGAACUUCUUCCUGGAGCUGGCCGAGCCUCGCAUGGUAGACAUGAGUCUGCAGAAAGAUGUACCAGACAGGAAGCUGACAUCAGACGAGGAGGAAGCCAAGCGGAUCGCGGAGAUGGGGAAACCGGUGCUGGGGGAGCACUCCAAGCUGGAAGUCAUUAUUGAGGAAUCGUACGAGUUUAAGAGCACAGUGGACAAGCUGAUCAAGAAGACCAACCUGGCUCUGGUGGUGGGAACCAACUCCUGGAGAGACCAGUUCAUGGAGGCCAUUACAGUCAGUGCAGACGAGGACGAGGAGGACACCGGGGAGGAACGUCUGCCGUCCUGUUUCGACUACGUCAUGCACUUCCUCACCGUUUUCUGGAAGGUCUUGUUCGCUUGUGUCCCUCCCACCGACUACCUGAACGGCUGGGCCUGCUUCGUGGUCUCUAUCAUCAUCAUCGGCCUGCUCACGGCCGUCAUCGGCGACCUGGCGUCCCACUUCGGCUGCACCAUCGGCCUCAAGGACUCGGUCACCGCUGUGGUUUUCGUGGCGCUCGGCACCUCAGUCCCAGACACCUUUGCCAGUAAGGUAGCAGCAGUCCAGGACACCUACGCAGACGCCUCCAUCGGGAAUGUGACCGGCAGCAACGCCGUCAACGUCUUCCUGGGCAUCGGCAUGGCCUGGUCGGUGGCGGCCAUCUACUGGCACAUGAAAGGGAAGCCGUUCGUGGUGGAAGCCGGCUCGCUGGCCUUCUCCGUCACCCUCUUCACCAUCUUCGCCUUCCUGGCCGUCUCGGUGCUGCUUUACCGGCGCCGGGCCCACAUCGGAGGAGAACUAGGCGGGCCCCGGGGACACAGACUGGCCACGUCAGCCUUCUUUUUCAGCCUCUGGUUCCUGUACAUCCUCUUCUCCAGUCUGGAGGCCUACUGUCAUAUAGAGGGCUUCUAAACAGCAGACAGACUCGAGUGAGUCCAGACGUGCAAGGGUUUAAAGUACAACUUCAGAGUGAAUUCUCACUAUGGAAUUUGGGUCAGUCUUGUGUGGUAUGAAAGGACAGGAGAGGUAAACCCGGGGUUUCCCUCGACGCUUCCCUCCCUCUCCCUCACUCUCUCCCUCAACCCCUUCUGUAAGGAUGCUUGGAGGCGUGAAUCCUGCCCUCUAGUGGCCGAACAGGCCCGGCUGAUGUGAAAGCGGCCGAGCUAGUGUGCUUACAGUUGGGAUUGGGUUACCACCAAAGUCCGGAAGACGCCGACGCCAAGAGGUGGUCCCGCAUUCCACUGGAAAGAGGCUGCGGUCUUAUUAAACGGAGAGAGUUGAGUUAAUCAGAGGUCUAUAUUUUUCUCAACAUCUGACAAGAAUGACUUUUUUUAAAAAGUAUUUUGGGGAUAAAAACGCAAAAAAUAAACGAAACAAAAAAAAAUCAGCACACACACACACACACACACACACACACGCAGAAACACAGAAAGAGGAAUCAAAGAACUAUUUUCUGAUCUAUGUUAAGGAAUAGCAUAAAAGAUUCUAUCGAAAAUGGAAAUAUGUUGUUGAGUGACAGUGGGAUGGAUUCAUAGUAUUUAUUUUUAUUUGCAUAGUUUCCUAAGGAGCACUGCAGAGUUCUCAGAAAUCACACAUGAAGAAGAAGAAGAAGAAGAAGACGAGGAGCGACAGUGACAGUUCACACGCUGGCAGACGAAUCACCAUCCAAACAGGAGACGAGGUGAACAUAGUCAAACUGCCCUGAACAUUACUUCCGUACUCUAAACGUAUCUAUAUAUAAUAUAUUUCCAUAUUUUCUGUAUAUUUUGAAUAUUUGUUUAAAUGUGAUCACCUUCUGCUCUAACAGAGGAUUGCUGUGGCUAAGCGGGACGGGAGGGGAGGGGGGGGUUCAAACUAUAUACUGGAACGAUGUCUUCACAUUUCUAAGAGUUACGUAUCUUGCCUAGGUAAAAGUAUGACAUUGUAUUUUAUUUAUUUACUGAUAUCUUGGUCUCACUCGAGUUUUCACCUUUUCAAUCAGAAAUUCGAACAAGAAAAAAGCAAAAAAAAAAAAAAAAAAACAAGAAAAAGAAACAACAAAACAAAUCGUGUUGCUGCAGAGAUAAAUUCAGAGGUAUUUUUGUACUGUUCCUUCCAUGCACUUUGCUGUAUAGUUCUACUUAUGGAGACUUCUACUUGUACAUGUGCAAAAGGCCAAUAUUAAAGGUGUCGCUAUGGACUGAACAGAGUGCCUGUGGAGGGAGAGGCGUUCGCUGCAGCUGCCCACACCCACCAGCUCUUUGCUCUGCUAAAAAUACUCGAGGGUCUCUUCCCUUAAUGGUGCAUAAUUGCUGUUUUUCAUGAAUAACAUUUUCUUUUUUCUUUUUUUCUACAGUAUAGUGAAGUUUUAGUCUUCGCUUAUGUGACCUUUUCUUUCAUUAGUAUUUUUUAUCGACUACAGCGUCUGAUAUUUGAAGCUGAAGUUUUUGUUAGCAUGCUAAAAGUGCAUUAACUUGCAACAUCACAGCUUGAUUUUCUCAAAUUCUCUCUUCUAAAGUAAGUUUCUUUUUCUGCUUUUUAGUUCUAAUCUUUAAUGUCUGAACUAGCCUUGCGGGGCGAAUUGUAAAUUGUCUUUGAAAAGGCUCCUAAAACCAGAAUUUCUAAAUAUACAUCAAUAUUAGAGUGUUUCCUCCCCCGAUUGUUGAUUUAACACCUAAAAAAACUCAUCUAUGUGUUUUGAAGUCACAUAUUUGUAAGUUCUGUAGUUCUUUAGUUUGUUAAAUUAUAUUAAAUGUUGCAUAAAAUAGUUUAGUGAAAAUAUUGGUUUGUGCUCCUUUAAGUAAGUAAUGUCUUUCUUUACAUGACAUUACAGAUGUUCAUUUGUGAUUUAUUUAUCGCUAAAAUGCUACACAUAUCAUUUUACACACUACAUAUAGGGCCUAUAAAAAACUAUUCACCCCCUUGAAAGUUUCCCCAUGCUAUUCAUUUUAAACACUGAAUGAUGGUCAUUUUAAUUUGGCUUUUUGAGAAGAAUUUACAAAGAAAAGACUCUCAUGUCAAAGUGAAAACAGACUUCUACAAAGUCAAUGUCAAUUGAUGAAAAAUCUCACACAUAAAAUAAGUGAUUGCAUAAGAAUUCUCCUCUUGCAAGUUAGUGUUUAGUAGAUUGACCUUUGGUUGCAAUUAUAGCAUUGAGCCUGUGUGGAUAGGUCCUAAUCAGCCGUGCACAUCUGGACACUGCACUUUUACCCCAUUCUUCUUUGCAAAACUCACCCAAGCACUGUUAUUUUGCAUGGCAAUUGUGAAUGAACAAUCCAGGCACAAAUCUCAGUUGGACUGAGGUCUGGGAUCUGACUCAGCCAAAUCCAGAACAUUCACCUUCUUCCAACAAAUCUUCUUCCAAAUCUCAGUUUUCUUGUAGAUUGCUUCAGGUUGUUCUACAGGAUUUUCCUCCACUGCAUUAAUUUUACCCUCUUCUAAGGGAUGCUGCCGAGAAGCAUCCCCACAUAGUCAUGAUGAUGGUGCCACCGCCAUGCAUCACAGUUGGGUUGGUGUGGUUGUGAUGAUGCGCAAACAUGGCGUCUAGUCUAAUGGCUAAAAAAAAAGCUCAAUAUUGGUGUCAUCAGACCAAAGAAUCUUCUUCCAGUUGACUUUAGAAUCUCCCUCAUGUUUUCUGGUAAACUAGUAAAGAUUUAGUGAGGGGUUUUUUUUGUACAGUGGCAUCCUCUCUGCGGCUCUCCCAUAAAGCUUUGACUCCAGAAGAAACCAACCAAGUCUCUCUCAGCCACUGAAGCUUGUUACACCUUCAGAAGAGGCAUAGGUGUCUUGGUGGCCUCUCUCACUAUCUCUUUUUGCACUGAAGGACAGCCUGCUUUAGGCAUGUUUACACAUGUUUCUUCCAUUUCUUAAUAAUGGAUUUAACUGUGCUCCAAGGGAUAUUCAGUGACUUGGAAAUUUUCUUGUUUUUAUCCCCUGACUUAUACUUUUCAAUAACUUCUUUGCAGAAUGAUCUUUAGUCUUUAUGGUGUAGUUGUAUGUGACUGGACCUUCCAGAUACAGGCAUCUUUAUACUAAAAUCACUUUAGACACAUUCACUUCACUCUGUAAUCUCCAUUUCUUUCCAUAACUGACAUUACUUUGUACAAAUCACUUUUCACUUUGACAUUAAAGAGUCUUGUUUUGUAAAUUCUUGUCUACAAAUUGACCAGGACUCAAUGUUGAAAUGCAAAAAAUGGAAAACUUCCAAGGGGAGUGAGUACUUUAAAUAGGUACUUCACUUGUUUUUUUUUCACAAAUAACAAAAACAUGGAUGAGUGCAGCUUUAAGAAAGUUCAAUCUUUCUUUAUUUAACAUAACAGAACUUUAUUUGAUAUUUAUUGAUUGAAGUUAGGAUACAGUUGAAAUACCUAAAAUUGCUCAAAUGCUACACCAAUCAAAUCACAUUUUUACCCAUUUCUUUCAUAAAUAACUCAAAAAAAUGUGGAUUAAUGCAGCUUUAAGUACAACUAUUCUUUACUAGACUUUACAGAAAUGUUUGUCAAUCUCAGAAAUAGUGUUUUUAAUUUUUUUCUUUGUAUGCUUUUAAAAUUUCUGCAUAUUUCACGUUUUUUGUGUGUGUGUUUUCAAACUUUUGCUCAGUUUGUCCUGAAACUCUUGAGUGCAGCAGCAUGGUGGAGAGCUGCCGGUGUGGGUUGGAGAGCAGCAGGUAGCUCCAGGUUGAAUUUGAAAGUAGGCUGUUAUUGAUUCUGAAUGCUGUUUAAACACAUGACUGGUGCUUUUGUUUUUAAAAUGAGAGUUUAAAAAGAAGAGGAAAAAAAACUCCCGAGAGCGGCAGAAAAACAUGUUUAUGACUUAAUUUGCAUAAAGUGUGGUACGUAAUUGGUCAGUUCUUGGCUAAAAAUUUAAAAGUCACCCAAGAGAUUAACCAAAGAGGUGGGAUGCAACAUAAUAAAUAAAAAUAAGAAGAAAUGGAAGAAAAUUACAAAAAAAAAUGGCAGUGACACUGUAUUUCCACAAGGGGGAUGUCAAUCUCCAGUCCCUGUGGUCGUCCCUCCUUCUUAGCACUCCUCUUCCUCCUCCUCCUCCUCCUCCUCCUCCUCAGUGUUCUUCCUUUGUGGUGAGCAGUGUUGUAAAUAUGUCUUCGUGGCUGAUUCGGAUGCUCUUAUUCCCGGCCCUGGACCACACCUGCUCACCCCACGAUUCUCUCUCUCACACAUAUGAAAACACAUCCAGAGUAGAGCGAUGGGUCCACUACUGCUGCACAAAGACGGAAGGGGGCUGAACCGUCCCAUUCAGAGCCGGCAACACAGAAACCCACAUGAUGUACAUAAUCUUCAGUGUAUGUUUACAUAGACACAGCUAUGGGUGUCCUGUUUUUUUUUUUGGGGGGGGGGGACAAGCAUGAUCACAUCUCAUCUACAGGUUAUUCUGCAGUCGCUUCAUCUAAGCCAGUGGAAGUGUGGAGUCAAUUUUCUGAGUCACUCUGGCUUGUUUUUGUUCCCUUUAUUCUUUUUCUCUUUGUUAAAAUCCUGCAGGUGUUUUGUUUUUUUUCAGCAGGUAUCCAUGAACACGAGGAAGUGCCGGUGUUCUGAAGUUUAUCUCUGCCUUCAGUGGCUAUUUAUCUUCUUUAUUUGGUUGUAUUCUUGAGGUUUUUUUAAAAAAAAAUCUGCCGGGAUGUGCUGAAAUGAGCAGAAAAACGUUGGCCGAGUGUGUGUGUGUUUGCCGUGCAUGUUGCCGUGCCGAAGCCGAGGCGUCUUGGCACUUGUGUGUUGCACAGGCUGCUGUUGUUGUUCACGAGGGCACGACUCGAAAAUUGGUUCUGUCAUUUUGUCUUAAAAAUACAUGUCUUAAUUCUGUAUUUUAAAAAAGAAAACGAUUUUAAAAAAGAAUUCUAUAUAUAUAUAUUUAUCAUACACAUCACUUCUCAAGGCACCAGUCGAUUAUUUGUGUUUCUUCUUCUCAGCCUGUGGGAUGGAAGUGAAAUAUCACCGUGCAGUAACUGGACUUGUGGUCGAUGAUGUUUGUGAGACACUGAGGGAAAGUUUCAUUGAUGAGGUGAAUACUGUUCUUUCAACUUUGUUUUUCAUUGUCUUUUCUUUUUUUGUGUAAAGGAGAAGGGGGAAAAAAAGAGGGGGGGCACAUCUUAAUGGAUGGGUUUGUUUUUUUUCCUGGCCUGCAAUGAGAUGUCAAAAAUAAAAAAGCAAAUUUCCAAAGCUGACGGUGUUUUGAGAUCAACCAGUUUUUGUUCUUUUACUGUUCUAAAUAAAAAUGGCUUUCUGAUUCACAAGCGA
Molecule: messenger RNA, 9524 nt
Organism: Acanthochromis polyacanthus (spiny chromis)
Lineage: Eukaryota; Metazoa; Chordata; Actinopteri; Pomacentridae
Gene: slc8a3
Product: solute carrier family 8 member 3
Exons: 7
Coding region: 1447-4206 (919 amino acids)
Biological process (GO): calcium ion import across plasma membrane; cell communication; sodium ion transmembrane transport
Cellular component (GO): sarcolemma; postsynapse; axon
Molecular function (GO): calcium:sodium antiporter activity
Source: RefSeq, a predicted model, not a curated record